AAUAUUUUGAAAAAUAUUUCAAAGUAGUUGAAUUUGCUCCUUUUUAUCAAAUAAUUUUAGUUUAACCUAAAUAAAUUUUCUUCACAAUCAUGAGUACUGCAUUGGAUAAGUUUCUUAUAACAGCAAUGGAUCGUUUUGUUUGGUUCAUCUUGUUGAUCGUGACGACCCAUUUGGUGACAGAAUUUACCAAAACCAAUGGCUACACAAGAGGUGAUCGUCGCAGCUUGAUUCCAAUAAAUGAGUCAACUUUUCUUAAUGCAAUCGAGAUACCAUAUUGGAUUCAGACACCAAAUCAUAACCUAGAUUUGAUGCAACCAUCCAAUGAGGCUAAUAAAGAAACUUUUAGUCUUCGACCUUUUAUUGAUAGUAUUUUUGAGAUUCCAAUGUCAGCUUUGGGUGCAGUUAAUCGUCUUGUACAAAGAUUGACAGGAAGUUAUAUUAUGAAUCCAACAGGAACAACUCCAUAUCCGGAAAAAUCUGCAAUGAGACAGAAGAGUUCGUGAAGAAAAUAGUUGUUUAUAAAUUUUAUUUAUUUAUUUUUUAUUUAAUUAAGUAAUUAAUUUAAUAAUUUUAGGAGAAAUAACUACUAAAAAAAAUGUU
This is a messenger RNA of Episyrphus balteatus (marmalade hoverfly), 600 nucleotides long. RefSeq lists its product as uncharacterized. NCBI's taxonomy places the organism in Eukaryota, Metazoa, Arthropoda, Insecta, Diptera, Syrphidae. The transcript is spliced from 4 exons. The coding region runs from base 90 to 503 and encodes 137 amino acids. The record is from RefSeq and is a predicted model, not a curated record.